This is a messenger RNA of Ectocarpus siliculosus, 4917 nucleotides long. NCBI's taxonomy places the organism in Eukaryota, Phaeophyceae, Ectocarpales, Ectocarpaceae. The record is from the annotation of a GenBank genome assembly.
AUGUACAUGACUAUCGUGGUGCAGCAGCUUGGCGACCAGCGGCAAGCGGCCGGCGUACGCGACGGUACCGGUGGCGAGAUGCAACGUGCCCCCGCCAGUGGAGACCAAGCGGGCCUUGCAGCAGCAGCAGUGGUCGAGCCCACCACGGUAGAGCGGCUUGACCAUGUUGGCAAGCUUCUCGCCGAAAAGAAGCCUUGGCCCGCCUUUCUCCACAUCGGAGCUCGAGCAACGGAAGAGUGGGAGGCUUGCCCCACCCCCGUACAGGAGGCUCUUGCAUGGAUGACGACCUCAGCAGUUGGGGUGCUCGGUGUUGCGAGCGUCGGGCCCUUAGUGCCUGUGUGCGAGGCCUUCAAGGCGUUGAUCGAGGCCGCCGAGGGUGCAGCCGAAUGCCAAGACAAACUACAGAGCUUGGUGUCCCAGUGCGCGUUCCUCGCCACCGUCUUGAUCCAGCACGGUCGAGCGGUGGGUCCCCUCGCCCAGGUGCAGAAGCCCAUCCAAGACUUCGUCGCCACGACCAACGAGCUAGCAGGGUUCGCGGCUAGGUGGGCCAAGGGCGGUAAGUGUAGGGCGUUUUUUUGCCAUCGUCCCGACCUGAGCGCCCUCGCCGGCUUCGAGGAGUGCCUCCGCAGGAUAAGGAGCGACAUCGCCUUGGUGGACGGGCUGGAGCACCACCAGUCGUUCUUGGCGGCGCUUCCCUCUUUGCUCCCCCCAAGCUUGCCGGACAUGGCCGCAGUUCCCGCAGGAGCGCUUGAGUUGCCCAGCAGCAGCUACGUGGAGCGAGCUGCGGUACAAGAAGUUGCCGAUGGCCUCACCGCCCCGGAGGAGUCCCGUGCCCCCUACACCGUCGUCGGUAUGGGUGGAGGGGGGAAGAGCGUGCUGGCCUCUGCUGUCGUUCGCAAGCCGAGCGUGAGGGAGCACUUCCGCGGCGGUAUUUUCUGGGUGAGAGUGGGGAGGGGCGCGAAGAGCAGCCUCCUGGCUCUCCUCCAGGGCCUCGCCAGGGACGUGGGCGCGGCGCCGACGGAUGCUCCGUGCGGGGUUCCUCGCGUCCUUGACAGCCUCGAGCAGGUGCGGCAGCAUCUGGCUGCAGUUACAUCCACCGGCACCUCCCAACGCCUGGUGGUGCUGGACGAUGUGUGGGAGCGCGAGGUCGUGGAUGCGUUUGUUCCUCUGGGGUUCAAGGUGCUGCUGACCACGCGUGAUCGGUCGGUUGUUGGUGUGCCAGCCGGACGCUUGGAGCUGGGAGACGUGACGGAGGAAGAGGCGCUGGAGCUGCUGCGGAAGACGAGCGGGGCUGUGGGUCAGCCUGGUGACGAUGUCCGGACGAAGAUGACCAAGGUCGUUGCGCUCUGUGGACACCUACCGUUGGUGCUCGCUAUCGCGGGUUCCAUGUCCGUCGUGAGAGGGAAGGGCUUGACCGCCGUCGCCUGGGAAGAGCUGGCCAAAGAGUUGGAGAACGUGGCCAAGAAAAUGCGAGCUCGGGGCGAGCAGUCAUCGUCUAUGAAAGUGGUCCUUGAGACCAGUUUCGACUCGUUGGCAGUGCGGAAGCAAGAAGAGUUCCUGAAGAUGGCUGUGUUGGCCGCGGGUGCUCUUGCACCGAUCGAGAUGCUGCGCAAUCUGUGGGAGAUAGAGGACGCUGAGGGUACGCGAGACGACGCUGAGGGUCUGGUGAGCAAAUGCCUUCUACACGCUGUGGGAGGUGGUGGGUACCGUGUGCACGACCUGGUCCUGGAGUUUGCGAAGACUAGCAUCAGGGCAGAGGAGGAGACGGUGAAAAAGGCCACAGCGCUGCAGGCGCAGUACCUCGGGAGACUGGACGUGCUCGAGAGUUACGGAGACCCGGAGCACGGCACUGGAGACCAAGGCCUUUUCUUUUUGGAUGCCCUCUGGCGCUCGGUGGAGAAGCUCUCGGGGGACCCUGGGCUGGAGGUUGCAUCGUAUCGCGCCAGCCUCGAGGAGUUGGAGUCCUGUGAGGCGACGGAAGCCGUGGCGACAUCCUACGGGUCUGUAGGUUUCUUGUUCAACAUCCAGAGCAAGUACGCGGAGGCCGAACCACUCUAUGAGAGGUCACGGGCCAUACAGGAGAAGGUCUUGGGUCCGGAGCAUCCUCAUGUGGCUACGUCGCUCAACAACCGGGGCAAGUACGACGAAGCAGGGCCGUUGUAUGAACGUUCCCUUGCGAUCCACGAGAAAUUAUACGGACCUGAUCAUCUUGCGGUGGCAACAGCGCUCAACAACCGGGCGGGGUUGUUGAGAGCGCAGGGAAAGUAUGACGACGCGGAACCGUUGUACGUAAGAGCUAUCGUUAUCGGAGAGAAGGCGUUGGGCCCAGAGCAUCCAGAUGUUGCCGUGCAGCUCAACAACCGGGCGGGGUUGUUGAGAGCGCAGGGAAAGUAUGACGACGCGGAACCGUUGUACGUAAGAGCUAUCGUUAUCGGAGAGAAGGCGUUGGGCCCAGAGCAUCCAGAUGUUGCCGUGCAGCUCAACAACCGGGCGGAGUUGUUGAGAGCGCAGGGGAAGUAUGAGGAGGCCGAGCCGCUGUAUGAGCGGUCACAGGCAGUACGGGAGAAGGUGCUAGGUCCAGAGCAUCCUGAUGUGGCCGUAUCGCUCAACAACCGGGGUAAGUUCGCCGAGGCCGAGCCUCUGCACAGGCGGGCGACCAAGAUUUGGGAGACAGCGUUAGGUCCUGAGCACCCUGAUGUGGCCACAGCGCUCAACAACCGGGGUAAGUUCGCCGAGGCCGAGCCUCUGUACAGGCGGGCGACCGAGAUUUGGGAGACAGCGUUAGGUCCUGAGCACCCGAACGUGGCCACAGCGCUCAACAACCGGGCGGUGUUGUUGGACAGUCAGGGGAAGUAUGAGGAAGCCGAGCCGCUAUAUGAGCGGUCACAAGCCAUACGAGAGAAGGUCCUGGGUCCGGAACACCCUGCCGUCGCAACGGUGCUCAACAACCGGGCGGGGUUGUUGGAGAGUCAGGGCAAACACUCGGAAGCUGAGUCACUCUAUGAGCGGUGUCAGGCGAUAAACGAGAAGGCUCUAGGCCCUGAGCACCCAAGUCUGGCCACAACGUUCAACAACCGGGCGGGGUUGUUGCAGGCUCAGGGCAAAUACUCGGAAGCUGAGCCACUCUAUGAGCGGUGUCAGGCGAUAAAGGAGAAGGCUCUAGGCCCUGAGCACCCAAGUCUAGCCACAACGCUCAACAACCGGGGCAAGUACGACGAAGCCGACCCUCUCUAUCUGCGAGCUAUUGAGAUUGGGGAGAAGACGCUAGGCCCUGACCACCCAGAUCUUGCCACGAGACUCAACAACCGGGCGGAGUUGUUGAGAGCGCAGGGCAAGUACGAAGACGCUGACCCCCUCUAUGUCCGAGUCCUGGAGAUCCUAGGUGCCACAGUUGGCGAACAGCAUCCUAACUAUGCUUCAGCGCUCAACAACAGGGGCAAACACUCGGAAGCUGAGCCACUGUAUGAGCGGUGUCAGGCGAUAGAGGAGAAGGCUCUAGGCCCUGAGCACCCAAGUCUAGCCAGAACGCUCAACAACCGGGCGGGGUUGUUGAGAGCGCAGGGCAAGUAUGACGAGGCUGAGCCUCUGUACAGGCGCUCGCUGGCUAUCGACGAGAAAGUUUACGGUCCUGACCACCCUGAGGUCGCUACAGACCUCAACAACUGGGCGGAGUUGUUGAUAGCCCAGGAGAAGCACACGGAGGCACUUCCACUAUUGGAGAGGGCCCUCAGGAUCCGUACCAAGAAGCUUGGCUGGACGGAGGAAGAGCAUCAUACGGUAUUAUAUAGAAGUACUUGGGGUUCCAGGAGAAGAAGUCCCCGCAGGACGGGUCGGAAGUCCCCGCGGGACAGGUCGGCGUAUCUCGUGGAACACGAAGCGUUGGUGGCGCGCGAGGCCUCCAAUGGAUCCAAUGGAGAGGUGGCCGUGAAGAUUGUCACCAUCGGAAAGGCCAUCAACUUCUUGAGGCACCUGUGCGGGAACUCGGAGUGGAUCACGGGGCCCAUGGCCAAGGCGAGUUCGCUGGCGCUGCUGGCAGCGGCCCAGGCCACAACGCUGGAAUACGGGAACACGACAUCCCUCAGGGCUGUGGUGGAGUCUUGCUCCGCCUUGACCAAAUCCAGGCUCGUGCACCUCAUGCUCGGGCCCUACCGGCUAAAGUCGCACCUUCGAGUCCUCAAGAAGUUCCUGCUCCACGGACAGGGAGAUCUCAUGCUCACCCUCAUUGAAGUGCUCGGUCCAGAGCUUGACAAGAAGGCCACGGUGAUCUGCCGGCACAACGUCAUGGGGAUAGUCGAGGGCGUGAUCAAGACCAGCGCCAUCCUGCAGGACGAAGCGGGAGACGUUGCUAUUAGGAUCGGAGUCAAGAUCUCGACGGGUUACGACUUCGUUCGUGUGGCAAUGCCUGCCUCUCCAUCGCUCAGGGGAUGGGAUGUUUUUUCGCUCAAGUACGAUGUAGGCGCUCCCGUCUCGACCGUGGUUACGGAAGAGGUGCUAGUCGAGUACCCAAGAUUCUUCCACCUGCUUUGGCGUAUCAAGCGGGCAGAGUGGAGCCUGGCUUCGGCCUGGCGACUGCACACAAGCGCCACACACGUCCGGCUGGAGCAAGCCCUUCUGGAGCUGAAAGGCGCGCUGCACCGGUGCAGCCUAGUUCGCGGACAGAUGUUUUCCCUCACCACUAAACUCAGCAACUACAUGAUGUUCGAGGUGCUGGAGACUUCGUGGGGCACUCUGCAGCACAUCUACAACCGGGCGGAGUUGUUGAGAGUGCAGGAGAAGCACACGGAGGCAUUUCCACUAUUGGAGAGGGCCCUCAGAAUCCGUACCAAGAAGCUUGGGGUGAGGACGAGAUGGAAGACGCUGGCUGCGUUAGCAGUCACUGCCGACGCGAUGAAGAAGACAGGGGAGAAGCUCGCAUGA